Molecule: messenger RNA, 1284 nt
Organism: Closterium sp. Naga37s-1
Lineage: Eukaryota; Viridiplantae; Streptophyta; Zygnematophyceae; Desmidiales; Closteriaceae
Source: the annotation of a GenBank genome assembly
AUGGCAAUAAUUGAGGAGCAUCAGGACGAACCCGACCAAAUCGAACCUCAACACGUGGCCGAAUCAUCCGCAAAUGAACCUGAGAUAGUCGCGUCCGCGUUUUCGUCUGGUCCCUCUCUCACGGCGGCUGCUGGUAGGAGCGGCGAAAGCGGAACAGGCGGAGAAGCGGGGGUAGGAGAGGAGCAGCCGCCUGUGGUGGUGGGGAGGGACGACGGGGAGGAUGUUGGGGAAGGCGUGCGGAAGGUGGUUAUCAAGGAAGGGAACAAGGAGAAGGGGUCACCUGACGUCGGCUGCACAGUCUUCGUGCACUACCGUGCAUGGCCGGCAAAUUCCGAAGCCAACGAGGAGAAAGGCGAUGGGGAUGCGGGCGAGGAGCGGGAGGGGAAAGAGCAAGUGGGGCGGAAGGAGAAGCGGAAGCAUGCAAAGGUGUACGACACGUGGGAUGAGGGCCAGAUGACUGAGCUGAUUCUGGGACAUGAGAAGGCAGAGCUGCGUGGGCUGUCACUGGGAGUGCGGUCGAUGCAUCCUGGCGAGCGGUGUGUGUUGCGAGUGCCAUCAGCCCUGGCGUACGGCACCCAAGGCUGCUUCAGCUUCCCCCACGUGCCCCCCAACUCGGACCUCCUGUAUGAAGCAAAGCUCGUGGGCUUUGAAAAGCCGCCGGGUGGUGCAGAUAGGGCGCGAGAUCGCUCGCAGAUGACAGCUGACGAGAGGAUAGAGGCGGCUGACAGGCACAGGCAGGCUGGCAACGAGGCGUUCAGAGGGGACAACAUGGAGGAGGCACUGCGAGAAUACGAGAUGGCAUUGGGCUACAUGGGAGAUGAGUUCAUGAUGCAGAUGUUUGGCAAGUACAGGGACAUGGCCAAUGCUGUCCGCCUGCCAACUCUGCUCAACUCUGCUGCCGCUCACCUCAAGCUGAACAAUUACAAUGAGACAAUCGGUCUGUGCACCUUGGUGCUGUCGGAAGAGCCAGACAACCCCAAGGCCCUCUUUCGGCGGGGCAAGGCACGCCAUGCACUUGGACAGCUUGAUGCAUCGAUGGUCGAUAUCAAAUCUGCUGCCAAACGGGCCCCUGGUGAUGCUGCUAUUGCUCGUGAGCUGGCGGCUUUGAAGAAGGCAGAGCGAGAGGCAAUGGACAAGCAGAAAGAGAUGUUUAAGGGGAUUUUUAAGCCACAACCAGCAGCACCUGUUGCAAACAGGAGGACGCAGUGGUUGGGUGCAAUAUGGAAGUAUGUGUGUGAAGUGUUGAGCUGGUUUUGGCCUUUUGGAAAGAGGAAGACUGAUUAG